AUGGAAGAUGUGCCUUCCACGGUGGUCUGUCCGAUGUUAUCUUCAACGAACUACACGGUAUGGGUGAUGAGAAUGAAUGUGUUACUGCGAGUACACAAGGUUUGGGAAUCAAUUGAACCAGGAACAUGCGAUGAAGAGAAUAAGGAUAUCACUACUGCUUUCCUAUUCCAAUCGAUUCCAGAAAACCGAAUAUUGCAAGUUGGUGAAGUCGACUCCCCUAAAGAAAUCUGGGAAGCCGUGAAGUCAAGAAAUCUUGGUGCUGAACGCAUAAAAGAAGCUCAUCUUCAGACCUUGAUGAAUGAGUUUGGACGUCUAAGGAUGAAAGACACAAACUCAAAAGAUAUCUUUUCGGGCAAGAUAUCAAAAUUGGCCUCAAAAUCCGCAGCGUUAGGUCAAGCGAUGGAAGAACCUAAGCUGGUAAAGAAGUUCCUGAACAGUUUACCGCGAAGCAAGUAUAUUCAGAUCAUAGCCUCACUUGAACAAGUUCUUGAUCUGAAUAAAACGAGUUUCGAAGAUAUUGUUGGGAGACUCAAGGCGUAUGAAGAACGGAUUCAGGAAGAAGAUACACAAGAGCCGCAAGGGAACCUUCUGUACACGGACUCCAAUCAAUCAUACAACUCAAGAGGUAGAGGUAGAGGUUGGAAUCGUGGUCGAGGAAACAGAGGAAGAGGGCGCAACACACAAGAGAUAAGCAAAGGAAAGAAGGACUACUCUCAAAUUACGUGUUAUAGUUACAAGAAGAAAGGCCACUUCGCCUUUGAUUGUCCAGAGGAGGAACAAGACGACCAUGAGUUAAACAAAGCAGAUACAGAGGAAGCUGAUGUCGCUUUGUAUAUGCACGAGAUCGUGUUUCUCAACGAGGAGAAGGUUAUACCGAAGACACUGGUACAAAGCAAACGAGAAGGUGGAAUGUGGUACUUGGAUAAUGGAGCAAAUAACCAUAUAACGGGCGAGAGAUCAUACUUCUGUGAACUUAAUGAAAGCAUUAAAGGAAAGGUGAAGUUCGGAGAUGGUUCAUGUGUCGACAUCAAUGGCAAGGGGUCGAUACUAUUUGAAGCAAAGACAUGGGAACAUAGACUCUUGACCGACAUAUACUACAUUCCAGACCUAAAAAGCAACAUAUUAAGCUUGGGACAAGCUACUGAACAAGGAUGUGAUGUUAGGAUGAGGGAUAAUUACCUAACACUGAAAGACCCUAAUGGAAGACUAUUGGCGAAAGUGUUAAGGUCGCCUAACCGGAUGUACUAG
This is a messenger RNA of Brassica oleracea var. oleracea, 1248 nucleotides long. RefSeq lists its product as uncharacterized. The coding region runs from base 1 to 1248 and encodes 415 amino acids. The transcript has a single exon. Gene Ontology annotation, molecular function: nucleic acid binding; zinc ion binding. The record is from RefSeq and is a predicted model, not a curated record. NCBI's taxonomy places the organism in Eukaryota, Viridiplantae, Streptophyta, Magnoliopsida, Brassicales, Brassicaceae.